AUGACAAGUCCGUUAUUCAGGCAUCAAUACAGAGGUUUAUAUUCAGAUUUUGAUUUACAGAUGAAGCUAUGGAGCUUCAUGCUUGAGACUUGGGUUGGAGGCAGCCAAAAGAUCUUGUUGCAUUGUACUGGAGAAGUGGUCAAAAAGGCAACAUAUCUAGACGAAAGCAACAUUAUAGAAGUAAAAUGGCCAAUCAUUCAGAUUGUGGGCCCGAAUGCGUACUUGUGCACAAUGAGAUUAGAUGCCAAACAGCUGUAUGUGCUUGAAGAAGUUUAUGCUUUUCCCUUUUCCAACUCCUUGUUUGAAAUCCGGUAUGGAGGUAUUAACUCAACUGAAUAA
Messenger RNA from Phycomyces blakesleeanus NRRL 1555(-), 339 nucleotides. RefSeq lists its product as hypothetical. The record is from RefSeq and is a predicted model, not a curated record. NCBI's taxonomy places the organism in Eukaryota, Fungi, Mucoromycota, Mucoromycetes, Mucorales, Phycomycetaceae. Bases 1 to 339 code for a protein of 112 amino acids. The transcript is spliced from 4 exons.